GCGCCGGGGCCUCUCGUUGCCGGACGGUUGGGCGCCACCGGUCGACGAAAAACUAUUAUCCUGGGACUACUUUUGUCGGCAGCCCCAGCGCCGAUGGACAUCGGCGGCCAUCUUCGUCGGCCUGCUCCUGGGCUCCGUCGGCGUCAACCUACAGCAGCUCUACCUCAUGAUUCCCGGCGAGAUGCAGUGCGGCACCUUCUUCCCACCGUCGACGACAAAAACUCUACUCCCAUCCCUGAGAUCGCUACGCCUGCGCUUCCCCGACCCCAAUGCCGGGAGUAGCCACGAUCUGGGCCAGGUCGCCAGCCUGUUGGAGAGAGCCCCCAACCUCGAACUCCUCGAGGUCAGCAGGUGCCUUCGGACGCCCCCCGGGUUGGCCCUGGGGAAUCUGAAAUGGCUCAAGCUCAACUUGUCGGUUCUCACCUGGGGACAACUGACACAGCUUGCCGCGGCAUGUCCGAAGCUUGAGGCGUUCAUUUCGCACGUUCCCAAGCGCGGAGCUCGGUUUCCCGGGGACCUUUUCGGCCCUGGGGAUAUCGUUCGAGAAAUUCUCCCAUGCAAGGACACCCUGCGCCAUUUUGAGAUCAGUUUCGGCGGGCUGGCCUGUGGAUGUUUUAUGCGGGAGCAAGCGAUAACAUCCCUGAAAGAGUUUGCUAAUCUGCAGACUCUUGUUUUGGAUUGUGCGUGUCUCUGCUAUGGAGUGAUAGGAAAGCCCUCUGUACAUGCCGAUUUGUUCAUCGAGACGCUGCCAGCCUCGAUCGAAACCAUUUUCAUCAAUUUUACCCACCAUUGCAUGUACAAACCGAUACUGACUCUGGCAUGGGAACUACGGAAUGGCACAUUUCCACAUCUCAAGACGUUCAGGGUAACCCGCUCCAUCGCCGGAUUCACCACCGACUCAUUUGGGCCUUUAAAAAGUGCAAUGUCGGAAAGCGGUGUAUUGUUCACGAGUAUGGAUUCUAUCAAGUUUAACCUACGAAACUUCUAGUGUCGAUAAUCGUCCUUUCAGAGCUUAGGAAUUGUACAUAAUAAUUACGGUCUGUAUAGAAUAAAAUAGCACAAUUCUUCUCAGCAU
Phialemonium atrogriseum is the source of this 1075-nucleotide messenger RNA. RefSeq lists its product as uncharacterized. Bases 167 to 988 code for a protein of 273 amino acids. The record is from RefSeq and is a predicted model, not a curated record. The transcript has a single exon. NCBI's taxonomy places the organism in Eukaryota, Fungi, Ascomycota, Sordariomycetes, Cephalothecales, Cephalothecaceae.